Molecule: messenger RNA, 1802 nt
Organism: Salvelinus namaycush (lake trout)
Lineage: Eukaryota; Metazoa; Chordata; Actinopteri; Salmoniformes; Salmonidae
Product: NACHT, LRR and PYD domains-containing protein 1 homolog
Exons: 9
Coding region: 604-1710 (368 amino acids)
Biological process (GO): regulation of apoptotic process
Source: RefSeq, a predicted model, not a curated record
GUGGUGUGUUUUAAUGGGUUCUGUUGGACCUACAGACAGUUAGAUUAGUAGUGGUGGUGUGUUUUCCAUGUUGCCUCACUGUAAUGUCAGUCUCAAUUUUGUGUCACAAGCGCAGUGCAGUGUUUUGAGGGGGGAAGAGUGUGUGUAACUCAUGAUACCUGGUGACUUCACAUCUCUAGGGGCUUUCAUCAAGAUAAGCAAUGUCACCUGUAAUGUCACCAUCAGUAUUAGCUUUAUGGAAGGUGACAUACUGGGUUAUGUCACAUUUAGGCAAUGCACCCUAUACAGGGAGCUGUUCUGUCACCCUUUAUACACACUUUGUAUUGCUUAUGAAGACCGUAAUGUAUGCUAUAUCAAGCCUUUAUAAGUUGUAUUUAGUUUAAUCACAGUCUAUCCUUCUGCUUUACCAACACCAGAGACCAUGGUGGAGAGUGUUGGAUCAAGUCUGGACCUGAGGACACCAGAGACCAUGGUGGAGAGUGUUGUGUCAAGCCUGGACCUGAGAAAUUGAUUCCUCAGAGCUGUAAGACUUGUGACCAUGUUGAGGACUCCACACACUGGCUUCAGAUUGAACCCUUGACUUCCACUGUCCAGGGAGUGACAAUGUUCAGACACAGGACACCCAAAGGGAGUUAUGAGUGCACAGUGUCUGGGCUCCGCUGGCUGUGUGAGAGAGAUGUCAUCCUGAAGUAUCACUUCAGGAACUGGGAUCCCUACAGUCAACUUCUGAAAGACAUGCAGUACACACAAGGUGGUCCAUUGCUGGACAUCACUAUGGAGUUAGGUGAACUGGAGGAAGUUCAUCUGCCACACUUUGUCUGUUUAGGGACCAACCCUUCCCUGAGGAAUGAGAUGAAGAUUCUUCAUGUAGAGGAACAUGGAGUGUCUUUAGAGGAAGUGCAUGAGGUCACCAGAUUCCAUGCUAAGAUUCUCCAUCCCAAGUUCUCAGCUAUCUCUCUGAUACUGAGAUUACUGUCUUGGAACGUAGACGUCCACUGUGAGCUGAUGCUCUAUCUGACAGUGAUGAAGGAAACACUAAUUUCUCGCCUAUACCUGUUCCCCUGGAAUCCCGGCCAAAUACAGGCUGUGGAACAACAGGAAUCAAAGUUUCAAGGGUCUAAAAGGUUUCCCAUCACAAGACCAGAGCAGUCCUUCAAACUAUAUAGUUCCAUCAGACUGAACAUUCCCUGUUCUACCUCCAUCAAUCCACCGAAGAUUCAUUUCAUACAAAGAGACACCACACCAAGCUUUUUCAAGGCGGUUGUGAAAAUGACAGGGAUUGACAUUGAGAUGGAGUUAUUCAGUGAUGAUGAGAGGAUAGUAUGGACAGAAAUAGUAUCACGAGAUGAAUACAUCACUGACACCCAUUCAACAAGUGCUGUGUCGGGGGCAGGGCGUCCGGCUGAGAGCAGUCUGACUGGUUCUGCAGAGCACCAGCUGCUUUCUGUACGUGCAGAGUUUGUGAAACGAGUAUCAGGACCUGUCCUGAAUGAACUGCUGGACAGACUCCUGCAACACACAGUCAUCAACCAGGAGGACAUGGAGUCCGUGAAGGUGAUCGCUGAGAGGGCAGAGAAGGCACGUGACAUCAUCGACAUGGUGUUGAGAAAAGGAACGGAGUCGUGUUCCAGGAUGAUGAACCUUCUUGGGGAGCUGGACCCUUAUCUUUGUUCACAGCUUCAGAUCAACAGUGUUGGGCUACCAUCCUAAUGGUAGAAUGGAUAGUAACAGUGUUGGGGUACCAACCUAAUGGUAGAAUGGAUAGUAACCGUGUUGGGGUACCAACCUAAUGGUAGAAUGGA